AUGCCCGACCAUCAAAGAAUCACAGUCUCGUCUUCUGGUAGCCAGUCUGCUUUUGAAUGCAGUCUCAUAGUAAAGAAAUUGUCGUCCCAUGAACUACAGACACACAACUGGACAGUACUUGACCACUUGGAACCAGGUGACUUGUUGGAGUUUGACCGAGGAGUGUACAGUCACUGGGCUGUGUAUGUUGGUAACGACGAAGUCGUGCACUUGUCUGGAGUCGAUGGUGCAGGUAGAAGGGACCUGAAGCACCCAUGCACAAUAUCUGGAGUUAAGUCUGAUAAAGGAAUCGUUCGCAAAGACGAUUUUUGGACAGUCACUGAAGACAGCAAAGCGGAAAUAAACAACUUCAAGGAUUUGAAAUUCAAACCCUUGGAACCAUCUAAGAUAGUACAAAGAGCAUUAUCCAAAGUUAGAGAAGUUGGAUAUAACUUGCUCUACAUGAACUGUGAACACUUUGCUACAUGGUGCUGGAAGGUUGGUCUGUUUGCUGCAGUGGCUUCGUAUGUUGGGGGUGCCGUUGUGGCAGGGGCAGGGAUAGCAUUGGCUGUCUUGUUUGGAAGUGGCAGAAAGGAGGAAAGAGAAAAACGGUCCAAAAACUAA
Molecule: messenger RNA, 603 nt
Organism: Haliotis rubra (blacklip abalone)
Lineage: Eukaryota; Metazoa; Mollusca; Gastropoda; Lepetellida; Haliotidae
Product: phospholipase A and acyltransferase 3-like
Exons: 5
Coding region: 1-603 (200 amino acids)
Biological process (GO): N-acylphosphatidylethanolamine metabolic process
Cellular component (GO): cytoplasm
Molecular function (GO): A2-type glycerophospholipase activity; glycerophospholipid phospholipase A1 activity
Source: RefSeq, a predicted model, not a curated record